AUGACCCCGUCGUCGCCGGCCGGUAACGCUGCCGACAACGCGCCGCCGCCCCCGCUAGCCGUAGACGUGAUCGUGGGCGUGCUCACGGGCGUCCUCCUGGCGCUGUUCCUCUUCCUCAUCUACGCCAAGCACUGCAAGCACCGCGGUCCAGGCGGCGCCCGUGGCGCGCGCGGCCGGCUGCAGGGCCUGGGGUUCGCGGCGUCGUCGACGUGCGACCGGUGCCGCUCCGGCCUGAGCCUGUCCGUGGUCGACGCGCUGCCCGCGGUCAGGUUCGGGGACAUGGGCGGCGCGGCGGCGGAGGCGCAGCCGGAGUGCGCGGUGUGCCUGGGCGCGUUCGACGCGGCCGCCGACGAGCUGCUCCGGGUGCUGCCCAAGUGCCGGCACGCGUUCCACGCGGACUGCGUCGACACGUGGCUGGAGGCGCACUCGACGUGCCCCGUCUGCCGCCGCCGCGUCGGCAAGGAGGACGCCUUCGCCGUCAUCCCCGAGAUGGACGCCGGCUACCCGGGCGGCGAGACGGAGAUGCAGAUCGUGGUGCACCGACCGGCGUGA
This is a messenger RNA of Lolium rigidum, 552 nucleotides long. Its product is annotated as RING-H2 finger protein ATL43-like. The transcript has a single exon. The record is from RefSeq and is a predicted model, not a curated record. The coding region runs from base 1 to 552 and encodes 183 amino acids. NCBI's taxonomy places the organism in Eukaryota, Viridiplantae, Streptophyta, Magnoliopsida, Poales, Poaceae.